Brassica rapa (field mustard) is the source of this 1715-nucleotide messenger RNA. RefSeq names its product aspartyl protease family protein At5g10770. Gene Ontology annotation, molecular function: aspartic-type endopeptidase activity. Lineage: Eukaryota; Viridiplantae; Streptophyta; Magnoliopsida; Brassicales; Brassicaceae. The record is from RefSeq and is a predicted model, not a curated record. Gene Ontology annotation, biological process: proteolysis.
CUGUGAUAUGUGGCUAGCCUUGAGUUUAACAACAUCAACUACAGAGUUUCUUGAGCAAAGAAAUUUGGUUAUAAAAUGACUAACCAGGUUCAUGUAUUUAGUAGUGUAUUAAAAUGAAGAAUUUAUUCAAUAUCAUAACUAUAUUCCUUUGUGUAUUGCUCAGUUGGGGUCGUGCUGAUGGAGCUCAAAAGAGAGAAAGUGGAGAGGCUUCUUUUCACAGAAUUCAAGCCAGCUCUCUUUUUCCUUCAUCAUCAGCACCAUGCGUUUUUUCUCCGAGAGCAUCUAAUACCAAUUCGUCGCUGCACGUGGCGCACAGAUACGGCCCAUGCUCGAGUUUAAGCAGCAAGAAAGCCAUGACGAGUCUCGACCAUGACGACAUGCUCAGACUCGACCAGGCGCGCGUAAAAUCCAUCCACUCGAGGCUUUCGAAGAAGCUAACAUCCCGAGAUAGAGUCAGCCAAAGCCAGUCAACAGAUCUACAGGCUAGAAGCGGACGCACACUCGGUUCAGGGAACUACAUCGUGACGGUCGGAAUCGGGACGCCGAAACACGAUCUGUCUCUGGUCUUCGACACAGGGAGCGACCUGACGUGGACUCAAUGCGAGCCAUGUGCUGGAAGUUGCUAUCCCCAAAAGGAGCCAAUCUUUAACCCUUCUUCCUCUUCUUCCUACUCCAACAUCUCCUGCUCGUCCACGGUUUGUGAUUCUCUCGCUUCACAAAGUCGCUAUAAAUAUUGCUCGGCUUCCAGCUGCGUCUACCUUAUCGGCUACGGCGAUAACUCCUCCACCUCCGGAUUUCUCGCCCAGGAGAAAUUUACUUUAAACUCCGAUGUCUUCGACAAUGUUUACUUUGGCUGCGGUCAGAACAAUUAUGGACUUUUCAGAGGUAUCGCCGGACUUCUCGGUCUUGGCCGCGGCAAAUUCUCAUUUCCUUCGCAGACGGCGAUGACCUACAAAAACAUAUUCUCCUACUGCCUCCCUUCCUCCCCAGAGUACACUGGCCAUCUCACUUUCGGAUCCGGUGGAUUAUCCAAUGCCGUCAAAUACACUUCUAUUUCCACAGUAGUCCAUGAGAGUGCAUCCUUUUAUGGCCUCGAUAUCCUAGGUAUCUCCGUGGACGACAAGGAACUGGAGAUACCUGUAACCGUGUUCUCUACUCCCGGUGCAAUAAUCGACUCCGGUACCGUGAUUACUCGCCUACCGCCCACGGCCUACGCGGCACUGCGAACCGCGUUCAAGGAGAAGAUGUCGAAUUAUAAGACUGCUUUGGGACGAUCGCUAUUUGACACGUGCUACGAUUUCACUGGCUUGGAGUCUGUGGAAAUCCCUAAAGUCUCCUUCUCCUUCAAAGGCGGCACCGUCGUGGAACUUGACUUAAAAGGGGUUUUGUACGUGUUUGAUGUGUCGCAGGUUUGUUUGGCGUUUGCAGGGAAUAGCAACGAUGAGGACGUGGCCAUUUUCGGGAACGUUCAGCAAAGGACAAUGCAAGUUGUGUACGACGGUCCGGGCGGUCGGGUCGGGUUUGCUCCCAAUGGUUGUAUGUAGUUGAUGACAAACAAUAUAAAAUUGGUAAGUUUGUGUUUUGAGCUUUAUCCUUUAAUCAAGUGUUUGUAAGCUUGAGUGGCCGUCUGUGAAAGUGUCAAGUAUGUGUACGAGAAUAAGUUUGCUUGGAUGCAAUAGUUCCUUUUCUAUGGUAUAUAUUAUCUUAAUACAGCU